Molecule: messenger RNA, 754 nt
Organism: Linum trigynum
Lineage: Eukaryota; Viridiplantae; Streptophyta; Magnoliopsida; Malpighiales; Linaceae
Source: the annotation of a GenBank genome assembly
CUGCAAAAUCAUCCACCAUUACCAAAGGGCUCAUAGUCCUGUAGAGUAUAUAGACUAUAAUCUAACCCACCUAACUCAUAUAUUAUCAGGGUCGAGUCCUCACAGACUCCCUGUUUAUCCUCCUCCUCUGUUUAUCUUUACCCUCCUUUUCUUUUGUUAAAGCAGUAGUUGUUGGUUGCUUCUAUUUACAAGGCCAAAACUCCAUCCAAAAAUUAUGAAGAGGGAAGGGAGGCAACAUGGAAUUGUUAGAACCUACCCGGUCUGCCCAAACCAACCAAAUUUGGCCCGGCUCAUCAAGAGCUCGAGCUCCCCUCUGAUCGUCGGAACAUUCACUCCGGUCCCGCCCAAGCCCACCACCAACCACUCCAAGUACAUCGGAAGAUGCGGGACGCGUCACAACGGUAAGUCAAAGAACAACAUCAAGGGGAGCCAUAAGUUGAGGUGGCAUGACGCAGUGUCCAAUCACGGCGUAGCAGCUCGUUGGGCAGAGGAAGGCAGCCGGUUCCACUCCGGCUAUUGUUACGGUGGGGUUUCGGUUGCCGGGUUGUUAGAGAAGUUGGCCAUUGAUGCAGAUCGUGAUGAUGACGGUUGUCAGGAUAAUGAUCAUGAUUGUGAGAACCCUUAGAUCGAACUUGGUUACUCUGAUAUUAUUCGUACUAAGAAGCACCUAACCAAAGCCAAUAUCUUCAUUGUUGUAACCCACCAAGGAAUUUUUUUGUGGAUGAUGAUAUUGCAAUGAAAAUGUGGCAAAGAU